This is a messenger RNA of Diuraphis noxia (Russian wheat aphid), 864 nucleotides long. RefSeq lists its product as uncharacterized. NCBI's taxonomy places the organism in Eukaryota, Metazoa, Arthropoda, Insecta, Hemiptera, Aphididae. The record is from RefSeq and is a predicted model, not a curated record.
AUGAGUGAUCGAACGGUUUCAAACAUAGUAAAUGAAGUAUCAAUCGCUAUAUGGAAUACAAUGCAAACAUUGUAUUUGCCUCAACCCACAAUGGAAAUGUGGAAAUUGAUACCUAAAGAUUUCGAACAGAUAUGGCAAUUUCCACACUGCUUUGGUGCAUUGGAUGGCAAGCAUAUCUUAAUUAAGAAACCACCCAACAGUGGUUCGUCGUUUUACAAUUAUAAACAUACCUUUUCUGUGGUUUUAAUGGCUCUUGUCGACGCUCACUACAAAUUCAUAAGUGUUGAUAUCGGAUCUAUGGGAAGACAUAGCGAUUCGAAUAUCUUUUCUAGCGGUGCUUUGGCAAGAAAAAUGAAUAAACAAACUUUACAACUUCCACAACCUGCAUCUUUACCCGAUUAUAAUCAAACGUUACCAUUCGUAUUUGUAGCAGAUGAAGCAUUUCCGUUAUGUGAUAAUAUCAUGCGACCUUAUCCAAAGAGAAACAUAACGGUAAAUUUUGAAAAUAAAAUUUUCAACUAUAGACUUUCGCGAGCGCGACAAACYGUCGAAUGCACUUUUGGCAUAUUAGCUUCACGAUUUCGAGUUUUUAGAAAACCAUUCGAAAUUAAAAUUGAAAGUGUGGAUAAUGUAAUUAAGGCAGCUUGUGUAUUACAUAAUUAUUUAAGAAACGAAAUAACAAUUUCAAAUUAUGUGCAAGGCGAAUAUGAUAUAAUGCCAGACAAUCAAUUACUGCCAUUAAGUAACAAUAACAGUAGAAGUGGGUCAAGUGCUUUUUUGGUGAGAAAAAAGUUUACAGAUUAUUUCAAUACUGUAGGAAGCGUACCUUGGCAAAAAGAUAGUGUUUUUAGCGGUAAAUACUAA